Messenger RNA from Drosophila willistoni, 1623 nucleotides. RefSeq lists its product as uncharacterized. The record is from RefSeq and is a predicted model, not a curated record. Gene Ontology annotation, molecular function: mRNA binding; RNA endonuclease activity. Gene Ontology annotation, cellular component: nucleus; cytoplasmic ribonucleoprotein granule. Bases 125 to 1588 code for a protein of 487 amino acids. Lineage: Eukaryota; Metazoa; Arthropoda; Insecta; Diptera; Drosophilidae. The transcript has 6 exons.
GCCGAUCAAUUAUCGCAAGGCGACGUGACUUAUCGGCUCUCUUGCCAUCUCAAAUCUCAUUUUCAGCUGAUUUCCUUUCAAUUUAUGUUGUUUAAUUAAAAUUUUUUAAAAAAGUAUCGUAAACAUGGGCAAAAAGUCUGGUAAGAAGCCCAAAGGACAAACAAAAACUAAAGGACAGAUACGGCAAAAUAACCAAAAUGCCAGAGUGAAGAAAAACAAGCACCGCCAAGAAGUGGUUAAAUUGCGUCUCAGUCCUGGAACCAGCAAUGGGGCCAUGCAAAAACCAGAAGCCAACAAUAAGCUAAGGGCACUUCUUAAACAAAAUUUUCAAAAAUUUAAAGAUGAUAAGAUAAUCAAGACACCGAAGCGCCUAAAAGAUUUUCCAAAACCUAAACGCAAGCUGGAUUUCAAGACCAACAACAAAAAUCCAACACACAUGAAGCCCUUAACGGAUUUGCCAAAACCAAAGUUCUACAGACCACCCGAGAUUUGCGGUGCUUCGAGCAACUUAAGAAAUGAAACGAUAGAAGAAGGCGAAAUUAUAGAAGAGCUUGAUAGCAGCUGUGAUGAUGAUUGUAUAAUAUUGGAUCCCAGCUCAAUAUGCAUUGACGUAGAUAAUGAUGAUAAUUCGCAAGAGGAGCAAACCAAAUAUGAUACUAAUGCCAAUGAAAAGUUGCAGAAUAAUGACAAUGAUUCGUUCAUACUUAAAGAUAGCAAACGCAAUGCCCAAUUGUUGUGGAAACAAAAAACUGAUAAUGGUUUACUAUAUUCAACUCUAAGCGAAACACAUAAUCCUCCUAAAGUUUUAGAUAACGAGGACACUGGAAUAAUCACCAUAGAUGAUAGUUUGGAAAUACCAGAAUCGAAAGCUGUUUCAGAUGAUUCCAUCGUAUGUCUCGAAGACUAUAUACCACUGUCAAGUGGAUCAGAACUUCCAAAGGCAGAAGCAAAACCAGUGAAAAAACCAAAACGUCCUGUCAAGAAGACUCGAUUGAAUGAUAGUCUCUUCACGACAUCAGAUAGAAAGAAAUUAACAGCAUAUAAUACCAAUACCUUUAAUCCCAGCGAGGAAGGAUCGGAAACGGAAGGUACUAAAACAGAGUCCGGACCAGAGAAUCAUAAGCGUUCCAUAGUUAUAGAUGGUAGUAAUGUGGCAUUUGGUCAUGGCAAUUCGAAUGUCUUCUCCGCCGAGGGUAUUAAAUAUUGUCUGCAAUAUUUCGAAAAGAUGGGGCAUAAUGUAAAGGCGGUGGUACCCCUUUUCCGCAAGAAUCCAACCAAAUCCUCGAAUCCAGAGUUACUCGAUCGUUUGUACAAAGAGGGCAAAAUUGUAUUUACACCUUGUAAAAACUUACCUGGUCAAAUGUCUAGCAGUUAUGAUGAUCGAUUCAUUUUGCAAAUUGCGUAUGAAUGGAAUGCGGCGAUUGUCUCUAAUGAUAAUUACAGAGAUCUAAUUAAUGAAAAUGUUGCGUUUAAAAAGAUUAUUGAGAACCGUGUAAUUGGCUAUUCUUGGUGUGAUAAUAUGUUCAUUUUGGCCAAGGAUCCUUAUGGCCGUUGGGGUCCUCAAUUGGAAGAAAUUUUACGUUGUUAAAUUUUGACUUUAUUUGUUUUUUGAGUUUGAAGGUU